AAUCAUCCAAAGAGUUUCAUCAGCGGAUUUUACGCGCAUCGAACGUUCCGCGAAUUUGAUUCAUUUAGUUGAUUGCCUUGUUUAAAUUGGUUUUAUCAGUACGAUUAGUUUGCUGUAUCGCUUUGAUAAGCGACAUUGUGUAAUGCAUCGUGUAGCAAAUCACACAAUGCUUUGUAGCUUCUAGAACUUUGGUCCUUUUUCGCGUGCAGUUUUAUUUUAAGCUCGUAGCAAUUAAUUUGUCAUCCUAGUCCAAAGAGCGCAACACGUCUUAAAAAAUGCCGAUCAACACACGCGAACUCAUGGACGCCGUAGCGACCUUAACCGAUAAGGAGAACAUGCGUGUAACUAUGAAGGGUAGCGCCAAGGGAGCGGCCAUCUGCGGGGCGGCCUGCUUUGCCGGUGGACUUGUGGCCGGUCCGGUGGGUCUGGCGGUGGGCGGUACCAUCGGGGCGAUCAGCGCCGGCUACAUGAGCCGCGGAAAGUUCCGCGCGGUGGGCGAAAUCAUCCGGCACGACAUGACGGAACGGGAGCGGGAAAAGCUCAAGGACCACCUCGUGGCUGCCCUGUCCGAGUUCCACCCGACCGAUAUGGCCGUUCUGUUGCCGCUGUUGAUGGGCAGUGCGGCGGCGCAACGGGCCGUGCUCAGUACCGUGGUGUCCUUCGUGACGAACGAGAUGCGCUUGCAGAUCAUUGACUGAUGAAGGAAUGUCGAUGUACGUUUAGACUAUGUUGUGAGGUGCAGGUUCGCUAUGACAAAUGUGGUACUUUUGUGUUUAGAUCAGGUGCUCGUGUAGUUAACUCAAUAAGUGCCUCAAAUACAUCCGAUGUAGCAUGGCAUGAGAUCCUUUAAUUGGCCUAUUAAGAAACUAAACGGUAAACAUGAUAAUUGAAGAAUUGGGAUCAAGACAACCAAAAUUUUAUAUUGAAAUAGGUUUUUUUAUGAAAAUAUAUAAAUAAGAUUAAUUAA
Molecule: messenger RNA, 967 nt
Organism: Culex pipiens pallens (northern house mosquito)
Lineage: Eukaryota; Metazoa; Arthropoda; Insecta; Diptera; Culicidae
Product: protein C19orf12 homolog
Exons: 2
Coding region: 276-698 (140 amino acids)
Source: RefSeq, a predicted model, not a curated record